GGCUGUUUGGUUUCCCCGUCUGAGCGCUGUUCUCUACAUAUUGCAGAGAGUAGGAAUUAGUGAUCACUAUCAGCAGAGAUUGAAACUUACUAGACCUUGGGCAAGAAUAUAUUUGUCACCUAGAUUUAGUAUUGGCUUUCAAAUCCUUCACAUCCCGCAGCAAUCUGCACAAAUCGCUUGAUUUAUCGCAACGGUGGAAUGAAAAUGUCCGAAACUGCGACGUCCCUUAUUCGACGCUAAGCGACCCGCUUUUUGUAAUGUCCACACUUCUGGAGUUAUCAUAUCUGUACAUAUCGUAAAUGGGUGAAAAAUCUACUUCAAAUGACUCUUCCGCUCCAAAUGGGACUGGUCCUAUGCGAAUGCGCUGUUUGUCUGACUAUGAGAUAAAAAAGGAGAUUGGAGAAGGCUCCUUUAGCAUUGUGUACGCCGCUGUGGAGAAAAGUGAACCUCAUCGUGAUGUUGCUAUCAAAAUGUGCUUUAAGAAACAGAUUCUGAAAGAAAAACGGGUCGCUUCAGUUCAUCGCGAGAAGUGUGUGUUGGCACGGCUUUCUUCUCCCGAAUUCAUCCAUCCAUUCAUUGUAUCACUAUAUGCUACAUUUCAAGAUCGGGAUCACCUUUACUUCGUAUUAUCAUAUGCAAAACAUGGUGAUCUCCUCCACAUUAUGUUCAAAAGGCCUGAAAAACGAUUCAGCGUUGGUGAUUCUCGAUUCUAUGCUGCGGAAAUCCUUUCUGGCUUGCAGCACCUCCACUCCUUAUCCUAUAUACAUAGAGACAUCAAGCCUGAAAACUGCUUGGUGGCCGCUAGUGGACAUGUCAUGAUCUCGGAUUUUGGGAGUGUCAAAGACCUUUCUGUGAAGGAGGAACGGCAAUUCGACGAGAAGGCUGGACUGCGAAUUAGAAGGUGUUCAUUUGUCGGUACUGCCCAAUAUGUUAGCCCUGAGGUUCUGGAAGGUGCAGAAGUGACGCCAGCUUGUGAUUUAUGGGCACUAGGUGUCGUCAUAUAUCAAUUUCUGACAGGAAAACAUGCAUUCCAUGACGAAUCUGAAUAUCUCAUUUACCGACGGAUCCAGAAGGUGUUAUUUACAUACCCUUCCGAUUUCCCAGAUUCUGCUAGAGACUGUGUUGAUCAUCUGCUUGUCAUUAAGCCAGAAGACAGACUUGAAGCUGAUGCGCUUCGAAAUCACGAGUUCUUCAGCGGUAUUGACUGGGACAAUCUGAAAGAUAUGAAGCCACCCCCUAUCCCUGAAUAGUUUCUAGUCUGUUAAUAAGUUGCACUACAUGUAUAUAUUUAAUUAGCAAUCGUUUUGUGCAAUCGGAUUUUUGUGACCAGUGUUCUAAGUCCGAGCUCAUGAUAGUAAACUAGU
Messenger RNA from Cylicocyclus nassatus, 1364 nucleotides. The record is from the annotation of a GenBank genome assembly. Lineage: Eukaryota; Metazoa; Nematoda; Chromadorea; Rhabditida; Strongylidae.